AUGUCGUUAGAUCCAGCUCAAACCGCCACAACCGUCACAACCGCUACAACGUCACGGCCUAUUUCGCCAUUCCCAAAUCCAAACUCGAAACCGCAUCAUCACUACACAUCGCAUUCACAUCAGCAUCAGCAACAUCAACAGCAACCGCAACAGCAGCAACAACAAACCCUUCCGCUUCGUACUCCAAUUCCGUUUCAUUACCCGUUCCCUUCUCCCUCACGCGCCGCCGCUAAUCACGCUGUUGGCGGUUAUCCGCCUCCGGCUCCUCCUCCUCCGCUUUUGUAUUCUCACGGAGGUGGUGUUCGCGGUAUGAAUUUGGAUUAUUUAAGUCAUGCCUUGCACGUGACUAGGCCGCUCUCGCACGUGCAGUUUCCUCAUCUUGCUGCUGCUGCUACUUCCUCGCCUACAGUUAAAGGACACAUCAAGGUUACUGGUAGAUCUGCGGUUUCAGAUGUCAAUGGGCAUAAAGACACAAGUGCGAGGGAAAGAAGCAGAGAUGACACACUUACUGUUGUUAGAGACCGAAAAGUCAGACUAACAGAGGAUGCUUCUCUAUAUGCUCUCUGUAGAUCAUGGUUGAGAAAUGGUGUAAAUGAAGAAAGCCAGCCACCACAGAAAGAUGCAACGAUGGCACUUCCCAAACCAUUGCCUGUAUCUAUGGUGGAUACCUGUACCUCAAACCAGAAAGAUGAUGAAAAUGCCGAAGAUGAGCAAGAAGAGGAUGAGAAGUCUGUUGAGCACUUACCGACACAAGAUCUAUUGAAGAGACAUAUCAAGCGUGCAAAAAGGGUUAGAGCACGUUUGAGGGAAGAAAGGUCGCAGCGCAUUGCAAGAUACAGAAACAGGCUACGGCUUUUGGUUCCUCCGCCGGCCUGA
Messenger RNA from Vicia faba (fava bean), 876 nucleotides. The record is from the annotation of a GenBank genome assembly. NCBI's taxonomy places the organism in Eukaryota, Viridiplantae, Streptophyta, Magnoliopsida, Fabales, Fabaceae.